Molecule: messenger RNA, 1116 nt
Organism: Trichomonas vaginalis G3
Lineage: Eukaryota; Parabasalia; Trichomonadida; Trichomonadidae
Product: phosphoserine aminotransferase
Exons: 1
Coding region: 1-1116 (371 amino acids)
Biological process (GO): L-serine biosynthetic process
Cellular component (GO): cytoplasm
Molecular function (GO): pyridoxal phosphate binding; O-phospho-L-serine:2-oxoglutarate transaminase activity
Source: RefSeq, a predicted model, not a curated record
AUGUCUGCCCAACGCGCAUACAACUUCUCUGCUGGCCCAGCUGCUGUCCCACUCGAGUGCCUCGAGCGUGCUGCUGCCGAAAUGACAAACUGGCGUAACUCCGGAAUGUCUGUCAUCGAAGUUUCCCACCGUGGCAAACACUGGAUGGAGGAGCAGAAGGAAGCUACAGAACGCCUCCGCACACUCCUUCAGGUCCCAGAGAACUUCAACAUUCUCUUCGUCGCUGGUGGUGCAUCCCUCCAGUUCUCCGCCAUCCCAUUCAACUUCAUUGGCGAGCACAAGGCUGUCGACUACCUUUGCACAGGCACAUGGUCCAAGAAGGCCUUCGAUGAGUGCAAGCGCCUUGCCUUCCCAGGUGUUACAGUCAACUCUGUUGCUGGCAACCCACCAGCUAACCCAGUUGAAGUUCCAGCUCGUGACACAUGGAAACUCUCCGAGGAUGCCGCUUACUUCUACUACUGCGACAACGAGACAAUCCAGGGCAUUGAAUUCCAGCAAUUCCCAGAUGUCCCAGCUCCACUCAUCAUCGAUAUGUCAUCCAACUUCCUUUCCCGCCCAAUCACACAGUGGGAGAAGGUUGGCUGCAUCUUCGCCUGCGCUCAGAAGAACUUCGGUCUCGCCGGCAUGAGUGUCGUCAUCAUCCGCAAGGACAUGCUCGAACGCCCAGUCAAGCCAUUCUGCCCAAUCACAAUGGACUACAGAAUCCAAGUCAAGAACAACUGCAUGUACAACACACCACCAACAUUCGCCAUCUACUUCGCUAACCACAUCUUCAAGUGGAUCGAGGAGAAGGGUGGCCUUGCUGCCAUGGAUGCCCUCAACAAGGAGAAGGCUAAGAAGGUCUACGAGGCUAUCGACUCAAAUCCAAACUUCGUCAACCGUAUCAAACCAGAGUGGCGUUCCCGCAUGAACAUGCCAUUCUUCCGCCCAGACGGCUACGAGAACAAGGAUCUUGAUGCUGAUGCUAAGUUCGUCAACUUCUGCACACAGAGAAAGCUCCUCACACUCAAGGGCCACGUUUCUGUCGGUGGCUUCCGUGCUUCCUGCUACAACGCUUGCCCAAUGGAGGCCGUCGAUGCCCUCGUUCAGGCAAUGAAGGAAUGGCCAGGCUUUUAA